Molecule: messenger RNA, 477 nt
Organism: Knipowitschia caucasica
Lineage: Eukaryota; Metazoa; Chordata; Actinopteri; Gobiiformes; Gobiidae
Source: the annotation of a GenBank genome assembly
AUGUCAGUCCAGUCUGAGGGCAGUGCCAGCCUCAGCACAGGCUCAGCACAGGCUCAGGGUGUGAGGUGGAGGAAUGGGAAGUGGGAUUGUGUCAGUAUUGUGCCUGUGAGGGCCCCUGAGAGCCCUGGGAACAGCGGUGGGGGCUGUGUUUGGUCUAAUGCCAACAUAGUCACGGUGCCAGCGCUGGUGCGGGGGUCUCUCUCCUCGUCUCUGUGUGGAGCGCUGAGAACCAGGUUGUGCUUUGGAGAUCGCCGACAAAGACACAGUCGUGAGGCAGCGAGGCCUCUGCACACUUUAGAAUUCAAAUACUGUAUAAAGCAGCGACAAACAGAAACAAGAGACGAGGCCACAAACCCACUCCAAGAGGCCACAGCUGGUUGCCAGGCGACAGGCCAAAGCUGCAGUGUUUGUUGGAAAAGUCAACUUCUGGACUCAGCCGCUGCUUACACACUGUAUGAGGUCACUAUUGUCAUGUAA